AUGGAUACAGCCAAGGAAAUUGCUGCCAAAUUUAAGGAAGCUAUUGUCCAAGGAAGGACCGAUGUUGUUUGUGCUUUGAUUUCCGAAUUACAAAAAGGAGAUAAUGCAGUUUUACAACAAGUUUUAAAUGAACAGCUCACAGAACAUGGAACUUUACUCCAUUAUACGACAAAGUCGGAAAAAGCUGAUAUUAUCAGAGCUCUGUUAUCUGUGUUGUUAAACUAUGUUAUUGUCAUUUUAUUGGGAAAGUUGGGAAAGGCUGAUAUUAUCAGAGCUCUGUUAUCUGGUGGAGCUGAUCCAGGUAUUCAGAAUAAGGAAAGGAAACUACCACUAGAAUUAGGAACUAAAGAUAUUGUUUCUGUUUACAAUGAAGAACUAUUGCAGGCAACAGCUCAAUCUAAUUUAGGAAGAGUUUGUCAGUUGGUAGCUGCUGGUGUUGAUGUUAACCUAGUAGACAGUAAUGAAAGUAAAAAUACUCCACUACAUUGGGCUGUCAGUUAUGCCAAUAGAGAUAUGGUGCAGUGUCUUUGUUCUAGAGGAGCCAAUGUAAAUGUUUAUAAUAAUGAAGGCUAUAAACAACUAUAUUAUUUAUAUUACAGCCAGAGGAGCCAAUAUGAAUGCGGAGAGAAGAAAGAUUGUGAAAAAGAAGCCGAAAAACACAACUGUCAAUGUACUGAAGGCAUGCACUGUAUUGAUAAACAGUGUUAUUGUGGAUUCCCUACCAAUUCAAAUACAACUAUGGCUUAA
Messenger RNA from Lottia gigantea (owl limpet), 747 nucleotides. RefSeq lists its product as hypothetical. The record is from RefSeq and is a predicted model, not a curated record. NCBI's taxonomy places the organism in Eukaryota, Metazoa, Mollusca, Gastropoda, Lottiidae. Gene Ontology annotation, molecular function: protein binding. The transcript is spliced from 7 exons. Bases 1 to 747 code for a protein of 248 amino acids.